AUGGCAGAGAAAAAGAUGUCGACGAGUCGGAGGAAUCAGCUCAAGACUCGCUCCUCCUCUUCCUCUCAGAGCUUGCUGCUGCAGAUUGGCGAGUCGAUGCUGGAGGAGGAGGCGCGAGAGGCCGAGAGGGAGAAGAUGAAGUACAUGGAGGAGAACUGCCCCUUGCUCUCCAUCCCAGGCUGCAUGCAGGAGCUCCAGGAGCUGUGCCGGAAACUUUCCAAGCAGAUUGACUUGGUGGACGAGGAGCGAUACGACAUGGACAUCAAAGUUAAAAAGUCCAACAAAGAGAUUGAUGACCUGAAGCUGAUGGUUCAGGAUCUGAAGGGGAAGUUUAAGAAGCCGGCCCUGAAGAAGGUGCGGAUGUCGGCCGACGCCAUGCUGGCCGCGCUGCUGGGCUCCAAACACAAAGUGUCCAUGGACCUGAGAGCCAACCUGAAGCAGGUCAAGAAGGAGGUCAAAGAGGAGGAGAAGCAAACCGGCGACUGGAGGAAGAACAUUGAAGACAAGGCCGGGAUGGACGGCAGGAAGAAGAUGUUUGAGACAGAAGCUUGAACAUCAGUGCUUAGUUCUGCUGUUGAUCAUUCAUUUCUACAUAUUAUGUGAGUCCAUGCUGUUGGAAAAUUGUAAAAAUGUGAUAAUAAAUGUCUGGUGUGUUUCAGGUGAUAAUUUGAUGAAUAAGAAACAGGGUGUGAAAGAACACAUUGCAAAAAUGAAAGAGAAUAAAGUUAAAAAGAAUAAACAGA
Scatophagus argus is the source of this 743-nucleotide messenger RNA. Its product is annotated as troponin I, fast skeletal muscle-like. Lineage: Eukaryota; Metazoa; Chordata; Actinopteri; Scatophagidae. Gene Ontology annotation, cellular component: troponin complex. The transcript has 6 exons. The coding region runs from base 1 to 552 and encodes 183 amino acids. The record is from RefSeq and is a predicted model, not a curated record. Gene Ontology annotation, biological process: muscle contraction.